Messenger RNA from Trichoderma reesei QM6a, 2799 nucleotides. RefSeq lists its product as uncharacterized. The record is from RefSeq and is a predicted model, not a curated record. Lineage: Eukaryota; Fungi; Ascomycota; Sordariomycetes; Hypocreales; Hypocreaceae. The transcript has 3 exons. The coding region runs from base 1 to 2799 and encodes 932 amino acids. Gene Ontology annotation, molecular function: DNA binding.
AUGCAGCACCGCACACAGUCGGCGGCGCGGGCGUUUCCAAACCGCGGACGGCCGUCCCAGCGCUACAGAAACGUCCAGGCACUGCUCGUGCACUGGGGAUCCGACGACUUGUUUGUCCUUCCCGAGCUCGAGGACCUCGAAAAGUGUCUGCGCGAGGACUACGCCUUUGGCACCGACAUCUUCUCCAUCCCCUCGGAAAACUCCCACCUCGAGCUCAUGAUGAGGAUUGGCCAGCUCAUCAAGGACCACGAGUCACCCGACACCCUCUUCAUCGUCUACUAUGGCGGCCAUGCCCGGAUUGACGAGUCGAGACAGAGCACCUGGUGCGCCACGCGAGAGCACGACUCGCCUUGGUUACAGUGGUCCGCCAUUCAGACGUUGCUGGAACGGUCAAGAUCCGACGUCCUCAUCCUCCUAGACUGCUGCGCCGGGGCCGCCAGCGCAACGUUUCCCACAGGCAACAGCAUCACGGAGACAAUAUCGGCAUCCAGCUGGGACGCCAUUGCCCCUGAUCCCGGGAGGUACUCAUUCACAAACGCCCUCAUCGAGGUCCUUCAAGAAUGGCGACACCGAGCCUUUUCCGCUGCCAUGCUCCACGCCGAGGUGCUUGCUCGCCUCAAGCAUCCCAGGCCCGUCACAAUCAACGGUAAGCACUUUGAGGCACGCUCGACACCUGUCCACUUCAUGAUGACGGCCAACCAUAAAGCGCCUAGCAUUGAGCUGUCCAGGGCGAUGCCGGUGGAAAAGAGGUCUCUUUCAGUCCCUACCAUUCCUCAUCUGGAUCCGGAAACCAUGGGUGGUCCUGUCGGCGGCAAUGAAUUUGCGGCAUCUGCUGGACGGGCCGCCAGCCCUGCUGAUGCUUUGGCGGCAGCUUCUGUCCCGAGCGAGCCCAACGAGGACACUCCUCAUGUCAUGAUAUCAUUGGCUUUGGAAGAGGAUCAGAGACUGGAUAUCAAUGCCUGGGAACAGUGGCUCAAUGCCUUUCCCGCCAUGGCCCGGUACGUCAAGAUCCAGGGCGUCUUCAAGAGCCACUCCACCCUGGUCUUGGUCUCCAUGCCCGUCAUGAUCUGGGACCUGCUGCCAGAGGAUCCGGCAACUUCCUUUGUUGCCUUUAUUCGCUCCAACAACAUAGCAGCUCAGAAGCCUCAGCCGACGCCAAUUGCUACUUCUGUACCAGCUCCCCACGUCCAGUCGAGAACGAUAGACCCAGACACGACCUCCGUCAUGACCGGGACGACCGUUGCGCCCACUGAGUUCAGUCGCCUUGGCGGGCAGUUCAGGAGCUCAUUCAGCUUUGCCCCUGCGCGAGACACCGGGUCGGCCCGGCAUGCACCUCCCUCCAGCCUGUCCGGAACGCCACAAGCAGGGCCAGCUUCGUCGUCACCUCCGUCGGGCCGACAACUGGCACCUUUUCCGAGAUCCCUGAGCUCGACAGCCUCUUUCCCCGUCACCCAUCCGAAUUCAUCAUCGCUCAGCACAAGCACCAGCCCCAUGAUAUCCAGACAGAUGAUUCUGAACCAACAGCAAUCGCAAAGACGUACUACAUUUGGCGGUACCGACGUGCCUGAACCUCAGAGCUUCGCCCCCCAUGUCGAGAAGCGUCUAGAGGAAUACUACCAGAAGCAGCCCUUCCCAAAUGACAGCGAGAGCGCUUUCCUCGCUUCUAACCUUGGAAUAGAGCCUUUUCACCUCGGACUUUGGUUUCAUCACCGGCGCGAGCGGGAUCUGGUUACGGACCGACUGGCCAGCAUGAAAGUCGGGGACACGCCGUCUAGCGAGGGCGGCGGCCCGCUGUUGAUCUUGCCGGCCGAUCUCAACAGACUCCUCGAAAUAUCCUUGCCCGGCCAAACCCUCAUCUUUGAUGUCCGGCCGCCAUCAGAGUAUCAACGAUCGCACAUUCGCGACGCCAUAAACCUUCGUGUUCCUCAAAACUUUAUCAAAAACGCUUCGCCCGAGAUGAUUGGCCGUACCAUCUCCGACGAGCAAGGCCACGAUGCCUUUUCCAGGUGGAAGGACGCGAGAUGCAUGGUGUUUUACUCCCGUGGAUUGGAGAGUCCAUGGGAGUGUCCCUCUGCAACCGCUUUACUGCAUAAGCUGUCCGAGUUUGGCUGGACAGGCAGAAGCUUUGUUCUCAAAGGCCACUAUCGCGAGUUUAGUGCCUCCUUUGGCCAACACAUCGUAGACAGCAAGAGGAGCCUUGAGACGGGCAGCCCCGAGCAGCAAAGCAGACCCAAGGAAGCUGCUGUCGAUCCAGCGCAGAACCAGGAGCAAUAUGCUCAAUGGCUUGCCCAUGUAGAAGCUGAGGAUCGAUCACGCACGAUUACAUCCUCUCCCACACGGACUGCGGAUAGAAUGGAAUUCGUGGAGAGCCAGGAGCAAGAGUUGGAGGCGGAACUGAUGGCUCGCUGCGGCGACCUGUACCGAAAGAUACAAGACGUCCAGGCGGAUCGCAGGGACUCCUCCUCACGUUACGACGACAGCUUUGACAUCAUCAAGGCGCCAAUGGUGGAAUAUCUCGAUCGCGGGCUGAGCAAAGUGCGCGGCCAUCAGCCAUCGCCGGCGCAACAAUUGCCGGCCAGUUCCAAGCUCGCUGCCGAGGGCUACUUUGAUCGAGCCCCUCAGGACAUGGAAGACGUGGAUGAUUACGUUGAUGUUCCCAAGGGCAGCGGAUCGGCAGGCCAGGCGCGCUCAUCAUCUGGGGUGCAGGCCUCGGCGGAUAAGGGGAGUCCCAGCGAGGAGCCCCUUCGCAGGGGACGCGGAGGGGGGAUACUCAAUAAGGUGUUGUUUCGGCGGACAUAG